Molecule: messenger RNA, 2538 nt
Organism: Lindgomyces ingoldianus
Lineage: Eukaryota; Fungi; Ascomycota; Dothideomycetes; Pleosporales; Lindgomycetaceae
Exons: 2
Coding region: 61-2385 (774 amino acids)
Biological process (GO): endosome organization; Golgi organization; phosphatidylinositol phosphate biosynthetic process
Cellular component (GO): fungal-type vacuole membrane; lysosomal membrane; plasma membrane
Molecular function (GO): 1-phosphatidylinositol 4-kinase activity
Source: RefSeq, a predicted model, not a curated record
CACAAGACCACGUUAACCAUCCACUCCCCUCCCCUCCUCCCUCCCGCUCUUUAUACUACGAUGCCUAAGAACCGACGACCUCCGACAUCUGGCUAUGCUCGAAUAGCACAGGCCGAGGAGGACGAGGACGAUUAUGACCAUGAUUCAGAAGAUGACUUCCACCAGAACUCCCUAUCUAACUCGCAAUAUGCCGCCAUCCAGCCCCAGCGAUAUUCGCAUAUGCAGCGGCCUAGUGCAUCGGGAGACUCUUCACCUACUCUGCGGAAAGGCGCACAGGGAAGACGCGGGCGGAGCAAUUCGGGAGUCGACAUUAAGGCAAUAAACGCCAGAUUGGAGCGAUGGGCCGACGAGAUAGCCCAGAAAUUCAAGAUAAAGAAGUCCAAAACCAGACCCGAGGAACAGCAGCUGGAGAUCCACCAUUCCGUGUUCCAGGCCCCGGACUGGGUGCGGCCGGCCACCGCAGAGACGCUCACCUUCGACUACGAGGGCUCCUCCGACCGCAUGACUAAGCUGCAGUUCGACGACACGGUAGAGAGUGUUAGGGUGGCCAUUGAGCUGGGCACACAUCCCAAACUGAUUUCGCAAGGCAGCUCUGGCAGCUACUUCGCCUGCAACACGCACGGCAAGGUGGUGGGCGUCUUCAAGCCCAAAGACGAAGAACCUUACGCGUCAAGAAAUCCGAAAUGGACCAAGUGGAUCCACCGGAAUCUCUUUCCCUUCUUCUUUGGUAGAGCGUGCCUUAUUCCGAACCUGAGCUACAUCUCCGAAGCCGCUGCCUACGUCCUCGACUCCCAGCUCCGCACGAACCUCGUACCCUACACCGACAUCGUCUCCCUCUCGUCGAAAUCUUUCCACUACGACUUUUGGGAUCGCCGAGCAUACUACAGAAAGAAGAAGCCGCUGCCGGAGAAGGUCGGGAGCUUCCAGGUCUUCUUGAAGGGCUAUAAAGACGCGAACAUCUUUCUGAAGGAGCACCCCUGGCCAGACCAGCAUAGUUCGGGCUUCCGGGCGGAUAACGCCCUGCGAAAGAAGAAGCGGAGGAGAUGGGCGGAGGAAUGCCGGCCUAGCGGGCCGCAGUCAGACGACGAGGAUGAGGAACGGUCACGAUCGGACACUGCCGAAGAGGCGCGGCAGCGGAGCGUGUUUUGGACUGAACCUCUGCAGCAGUCAUUCAGAGAACAGUUGGAAAAGCUCGUCAUUCUAGACUACAUCAUGCGAAAUACGGACAGGGGUUUGGACAAUUGGAUGAUCAAAAUUGACCAAAAGGCGCAAGCAGCAACCAUCGUUGCUGAACCACCCAGAAUGGAUGGUCCCGCGGAUGGCGAGGACGGCCCCAGCGACUACACUAGGCAGUCUAUGUCUGAGCUGGAUCCGUACAAGCGGCAGGAACCGAUGACAGCGACGAGCCGAUCAACUACUCCACUGGCCAAUGCACCGACACCCACCAUGUCCAUUGGGGCUAUUGACAACAGUCUGUCAUGGCCAUGGAAGCAUCCCGAUGCUUGGCGUAGCUAUCCGUUUGGCUGGCUCUUCCUCCCUGUAUCCCUCAUCGGACAGCCUUUCUCCGAAGCAACCCGCCGCCACUUUCUCCCCCUUCUUACAUCAAAGCAGUGGUGGAGUGACACCCAGCUUGAGCUUCGCAAGUGCUUCACGCAGGACGCAGACUUCAAAGAGCGCAUGUACGCAAAGCAAAUCGCUGUUAUGAAGGGCCAGGCGUGGAAUGUUGUCGAAACCCUGAAGACUCCUGAUCAUGGACCCCUAGAACUUACGCGAAGAGCAAGAGUCUGCGUGUGGGACGACUUGGUCGAAAUCCCCAUUGCCGUGCCUCUCCGCGCACCGUCCGCAGAAAUGAGGCGCAAGCAGCGGGCUGAUCGUCGCCGGACGAGCACAGAGCAGGAAGAGAUGGACAUAACGGCACUGUCUACCCCUCCACAGAAGCCUCAGUCUGAUAUCUUGAUGGCUUCACCUCCCCUUGAAUUGGCGAACGAGAAUCGCUUCAACUUGUCCCGACACCAGAGUUCGCAAAAUGUCCGCGAGAGCGAAGAGAGCAUGAGAGGUCCACUCUCGCCCGCCACAGUGCAAGCGGUACCUUGGACAUCACGGGCUAUCGGUGAUAGACCUGCUGAUCUCACCAAUGGUCGGCCAAACCACCGACCACGUAUGAGCUACGACUCACCUCGACGGCACCGGGGUGAAACCGAUCCCAGACGCAGGAGAUACUCGUUCACGACGCGAAGAAGUCACAACGCGAUUAUGCUUGGUGAUGACGACGAGGGCGAUCUUGGGUACGCGGCGAAUGAGGAUUUGGAUAGCAAUCGCAAGAGAGUUAUUGUGGAAAGGCUAGAAAUGGUCAAAAGUAAAAAUCCUGUGUUUACUUGGUGUUGAUGUAAUAUUAUGCGACAUGGGUGGUAUAUCAUUAGACCAGGGAACUGCAUGACGGGAGCCUGCAUGGGGCGGGAGUUUUGCAAGCUUGCAUUUUCGGGCGUUGAUUUUUUUCUUCAACUUUGUAGUUUGUACACUGGCAUUUCGCAGACUUUG